Brenthis ino (lesser marbled fritillary) is the source of this 711-nucleotide messenger RNA. Lineage: Eukaryota; Metazoa; Arthropoda; Insecta; Lepidoptera; Nymphalidae. The record is from the annotation of a GenBank genome assembly.
AUGUUACAAGAAGAUUGCAUCAGCAGAUUUUUCGAUGACAAUGACAAUAAUAUACGAAGUCCAGAUAGAAUAUCUUUAUCAUCUUUAAAAACUUUAGAAACGUCCCAAGAUGUAAGUUUGACGUCACAAGAAUCAGACACAGAACUAAGUUUAUCCCAACUAACUAUAGAAGAACCGGAGCCAUUACAAAUAUUGCCUUUUUUCAAUUUAACUCCUCGGGCCAUGCCACGUUCUCCACACUAUGUCAUUGAAGAAGAAUUUUCAUCAAACCCCUGGGCUAUGUUAAUAGCAACCAUUUUUCUUACAAAAACAUCAGGCAAAAUAGCCAGGCCGUAUAUGAAGAACUUUUUUGAGGAGUGCCCGACGCCAUACCACGUACUAGAACAUCCUCCUAAAUAUUUGGAAACGUUUUUCAAAAACUUGGGUCUAAAGAAACGGGGACAAAUGAUUUGGAAAUUGAGUUAUCAAUUUGUUUCUGCCAAGUGGCGGCGAGCGAGUGAUCUCUGCGGCAUCGGAAAAUAUGGCGAAGAUGCAUAUAGGAUAUUCUGCUUGGGACACACUGAUUUAGACCCUGAUGAUAGAUACCUAAAGCUCUAUUUGGAUUGGCUGGCGACUACCAUGUUUGUGGAAGACAAUAGCAUGACGGAUUGCGAAUACGUAAUCGAAGAUCCGGUUUUAAACUAUUAUAGAAUUACUUUGCGAAAUGGCGCU